AAGCCGCAGCCCGCAGGGCACGCCCGCCGCACAGCGGCCGCAGUACAGGUGUCUUCCGCCCCUCCAAUCCGCCACUCCCACCCACCAUUACGUGACGGGCGACCUUUCCCGCAACGGCCCGCCCCCGCAGCUCCACUGUCCGUGACCGCGACCGCCAGGAACCAGAGUAAAGCAGAGGCGCUCGUCGUCGCCGCGAUUCGCCACUACACAACUCGCAUUGCCAGCCGCUCAAACCAAGCUAACCCCUCCAUGAUCUCCCCGGGAACCAGAUCACAGCUUGCCUAAUCUAAUCAGCGAGAGCAUCUCCCUCCCCAUCGUCUGACGAGAUCUCAGGACCGGAGCACCAGCCCGCCCAUGGUGAGUGAGCUCCGCCGAUUUCUUUAAUCGGUUGUUGGGGAGGUGGUUACUCUUAUUCUUCUGCUAGUAGGUGCUACUUACCAGGUGGGAUUGGGCUUUGCUUAGCUUUUUUUAGCUUGUCCUCUUCCGCUCCCUGGAUCAACCCGCCAUGCGCGUACCAACCGGAGCGGAUGAGUGGCGGCAGCAUGGCCAUGGGCGCGAGGAGCAAGCACCAUCCCAAAUCUCUGGCCCUGCGCUGCUACUGCUACGCGGCGAGCCACCGCUCCCUGACCCUGCUGGUGUGGGGCCUGGCGGCGCUGGUGGUCCUUCUGAAUUUCCACCUGCUCGUCACCCACGGCAAGGAUGACCAGAGCGGCAGGCCCCGCGAGAUCCACCGGACGAUACUCAGGGAGCUGGAGGUGGUGGAGGAGGAGAGGUUCCAGGUGACGCCCGCCCGCAGCCGGAGGAACCCCCGGGCCGUGCGGCGCAAGGGGGAGCACACCAAGCCGCUGUCCGUGGUGGACGAGUUCUUGGACGAGUCCUCCGCGGUGCACGACAUGUUCUUCCCGGAGCCGAGGACGGCCAUCGAUCCCGUCCAUGGCGGCAACGACAGCAUGUACUUCUACCACCCCGGGAGGGUGUGGCUCGACACCGACGGCAAGCCGAUCCAGGCUCAUGGAGGCGGCGUGCUGUAUGAUGAGAGGACCGAGACCUACUUCUGGUACGGGGAGAACAAGGAUGGGAAGACCUACAAAGCUCACAGCAAGGGUGCUGAUCGAGUUGACAUCGUUGGAGUGAGUUGCUAUUCUUCCAAGGACCUGUGGGCAUGGAAAAAUGAAGGAGUCGUGCUCCGUGGCGAGAAAAAGAAUGUGACACAUGACCUCCACGUAUCCAACGUCCUGGAGAGGCCGAAGGUGAUCUACAACGAUCGGACCGGCAAAUACGUGAUGUGGAUGCACAUAGAUGAUGCUAACUACACCAAGGCAUCGGUCGGCGUGGCGGUCAGCGACUCUCCCACAGGCCCGUUCUCCUACCUCUACAGCAAGCGCCCACAUGACUGCGAGAGCAGAGACAUGACCAUUUUCAAGGAUGACAAUGGGAAGGCCUACCUGAUAUACUCAUCCGAGGACAACAGCGAGCUCCACAUCGGCCAGCUAACCGACGACUACCUCGACGUGACGGACGACAUGAGGAGGCUUCUCGUCGCGCAGCACCGAGAAGCCCCGUCGCUCUUCAAGUUCGACGGCACCUACUACAUGAUAACCUCAGGGUGCACGGGCUGGGCGCCGAACACCGCGCUGGCUCACGCCGCGACGUCGGUCAUGGGGCCUUGGGAGACGCUGGGUAACCCCUGCGUGGGAGGGAACGACAUAUUCCGGUCGACCACGUUCUUCUCCCAGAGCACAUUCGUGCUGCCACUCCCAGGCUUAAGAGGCUCGUUCAUCUUCAUGGCCGACCGGUGGAACCCUUCGGAGCUGCGGGACUCGCGGUACGUGUGGCUGCCGCUGACGGUAGGUGGCGUGCCCGAUGAGGCCGCAGACUACAGCUUCAUGUUCCCGCUCUGGUCCCGGGUGUCGAUUUACUGGCACCGGCGAUGGCGGCUCCCUGAGGGGUGGACAGAUUCUUGAAAAUUUGGAAGUUUAAGUUGCUAUACGGUUUGUUACAAAUGAUAGAUACGGGUUUAUUGACAUUCAACACGCAUUGGAGGGGUGUGUUGUAUAGGCCAGAUGUAGAUGCUAGCAGAGUUGUAAAUGUGCAGUUUUGAGUUUGUUCUCAAGUCACAUAAAUAUACCUGUGCCCCCUGUGUGAAUAAUGUGGCUGCACCUUCAGUCUUUUGCUUGUGGUGUGGUAUCUGAAUCGUGUUGACAGACUUGGCAGAUA
This is a messenger RNA of Triticum aestivum (bread wheat), 2217 nucleotides long. RefSeq lists its product as uncharacterized. The record is from RefSeq and is a predicted model, not a curated record. Gene Ontology annotation, molecular function: hydrolase activity, hydrolyzing O-glycosyl compounds. The transcript is spliced from 3 exons. NCBI's taxonomy places the organism in Eukaryota, Viridiplantae, Streptophyta, Magnoliopsida, Poales, Poaceae. Gene Ontology annotation, biological process: carbohydrate metabolic process. The coding region runs from base 528 to 1964 and encodes 478 amino acids.